Messenger RNA from Polyodon spathula (Mississippi paddlefish), 1744 nucleotides. RefSeq names its product adenosine deaminase tRNA specific 2 (gene adat2). The coding region runs from base 236 to 742 and encodes 168 amino acids. Gene Ontology annotation, biological process: tRNA wobble adenosine to inosine editing. The transcript has 4 exons. Gene Ontology annotation, molecular function: tRNA-specific adenosine-34 deaminase activity; zinc ion binding. NCBI's taxonomy places the organism in Eukaryota, Metazoa, Chordata, Actinopteri, Acipenseriformes, Polyodontidae. Gene Ontology annotation, cellular component: cytoplasm; nucleus. The record is from RefSeq and is a predicted model, not a curated record.
UUACAUAUAGUUCCGCUUGUGAACACACAGAAACGUGCGAGCCUAUGCUUCUUGCCUGUUUUGUUGAAGCAAUCCAAAUAUUUAAUAUUCUUGGUUAAGCUCGUUAACACGUUGUGAAAGUUCACAAGGGUGGCUGUGAGAUGUUGCUAACUGAACACAAAACUGUCACAAAAUGUUAACGGUGUAAGGUAGUGUAAGAAGAUAAACAAACCCCUGCGAUUCUGCGAAAGCUAAGAUGGGAACACCAUGUGAAGGAAGUUCUCUGGACAACCAUGGUGUUUUUCAUCCAUGUGCAGAGGAAAUACAGAAAUGGAUGCAGAAAGCAUUUGAAAUGGCGAAAGAUGCUUUAGAGAAUGGUGAAGUACCUGUUGGAUGUCUCAUGGUUUACAACAACGAGAUUCUGGGAAGAGGAAGAAAUGAAGUAAAUGAAACCAAAAAUGCCACCCGACAUGCAGAGAUGGUGGCUAUUGACCAGGUUCUGGAUUGGUGUCAUUGCAAUGACAAGGACCCUGGAGAGGUGUUUGAGCGCACUGUUCUCUAUGUAACCGUGGAGCCAUGUAUUAUGUGUGCAGGAGCGCUACGCUUAUUAAGUAUCCUGAACAGUAUUUUGCUUGAACCCAUACACUUGAUUUACAUCUUAAUACUUUAUCAUAAGAAUAGGGCCCUUUGUGAACUAAGUUUAUGGAAACCAAAAUACUGUGGCCAAAACAGAGAGGGAACCAUGACCUGUGUUAUUCCGUGAACGAGAAUAGUUGGGUGGGUUGUUGAAAGCCAUCCUCAAACACUGCAGUCAAUUCUAGGAGUAUGCUGUUUUAUAUAACUAGUGCAAUGUAUGGAAAGUGAAGUUUAAACCUAAAUUUAUACAGCUGCAUUUGAGGUUUCUGAGAUCUGCUUAGCAUCACAGUGUAAUGUGUAUUUAUAAAACACUUGAGGACAUUGAGAAAGACCGUUUGUCAAGGAAUUUUACUAGUUUCUUUUAGGGUUUGAAUGAGUGCAAGUAGAGAUUCCAAAAUAAGAUCUGGUAAGAACAUUAUUUAUUCUACAGUGUUGAACACAAUAAGUUAUUAAGUGCUAGAUCUUUCAACACUUGUAUAAAAAUAACAAAUAAAAUACUGCUGUUUUCUUAGUCUAGUUUAUAAGGUAUGUCAUAGACAUUUUGUUUUAUAUCGGGUUACUUUGAAGGCGGUACUUCUCAUAAAAUACCUUGUAUGAAACUUUUAAGUUCCAAGUACACUCAUCAUUUUAGGUGCAGUGUCUAGCAAAACAGACAGUUUGAAAAAUAAUUUGUAAAGGCUGCAGUAUCUGGAAACAAAGUAAUUAGUUUUGCUCCAAAUUGUAGUAAAUACUGUGGUACUGAAUACUUCUUUGUUACCAUUUGGUUGAAUAGAAAAGGGCUACAAGAACGGAGGCUUUGACAAGAGUAAAUCCAGCAACAUCUUGAAAGAAUGUAGUUUGGACUGACUAUCCGAGAAGGAACAUUCUUCUUACAGAACAUCUUAUUAACUUAACUGUGUAUUAAUAAUUCUGCUGUAUGUUUAUGGCAAUAAAAUGACCAGAAUGGAGUUUGUGGGUAGGGGUGUGUUUUUUUUUUUACAUCAUUACAGGGAGGAACAUUCUUUAGAAGAACAUCUGAUCCUUAACCCUUUAACAUGAAUUCCACUGGUUGUUUAUGGCUGUAAAAAUGACAGGUUUGGAGGCUGUGGGUCUGUGCUGAACAUCCCUGCUGAUAAUUUGCCACACACUG